AUGUACGCUGAUGGAGCACAGCAUUUGGGUAAUGCAUUACAGCACAACAUGACACUUGCUACGCUAAAUCUCAAAAGUAAUUAUAUUGGAGCUGUUGGAGCACAACAUAUGAGUGAUGCAUUGCGACACAACACAGGACUCACCACACUAUAUCUCGAAUCUAAUGCCAUCGACGAUAUUGCAGCACAACAUUUCGCUAAUGCAUUACAACACAACACCACACUAACCACAUUAGAUCUCCAUUUUAAUCAAAUCGAGCAUGUUGGUGCGCAACAUUUAGGUGAUGCACUACGACACAACACAACGCUCAUCACACUAAAUCUUGAAAGUAAUCACAUUGGACCUGUUGGAGCACAACAUUUGAGUGAUGCAUUACAACACAAUAAAACGCUUACUACACUAAAUCUCAGAACUAAUAAAAUCGGAGAUGUUACAGCACGACAUUUAGCUGAUGCAUUACGAUACAAUACAACACUCACCACACUAGAACUCCAAUUUAACAAGAUCGGAGAUAUUGGAGUACAACAUUUGGCUGAUGCAUUACAACGGAACGCAACACUCACGACACUAGAUCUCCAAAGUAAUCCCAUCGGUGAGAUUGGAGCACAACAUUUGGCUCAUGCACUACAGCACAAUACAACACUCACGACAUUAGUUCUCCAAAAUAGUUAUCAAAUGGGUGAUGUUGGAGCACAGCAUUUGGCCCAUGCAUUACAGCAUAAUAAGACACUCACUAUACUGAAUCUCGGUAAUAUUCGCUGCGAAGUUGUUGGAGCACAACAUUUGGCCGAUGCAUUACGAUGCAACACAACACUUACCACACUAGACCUCUGGUGUAAUGAUAUUGGAUAUGUCGGAGGACAACAUUUCAGUGAUGCAUUGCAACAUAAUAGAGUAAUUGUCACUAUCUCUUCAACUGUAUCGUGUCAUUAG
This is a messenger RNA of Adineta steineri, 933 nucleotides long. The record is from the annotation of a GenBank genome assembly. NCBI's taxonomy places the organism in Eukaryota, Metazoa, Rotifera, Eurotatoria, Adinetida, Adinetidae.